AUGACACAAAAUUUCGUGUUUAUUUUUUCUCCGCAAAUGAGAAAAGGCAAAAAGGCCAAAAAAUGCCAUUUUAAGGAUGAAUUAGUAUCAUUGGCAAUUGACAAUGAGAAACAUCAAGUCAUGUCAUGGGAUUAUGAUAAAAUGUUUUUACAGUGGAAUUUCAAUGAACUUUCAUUGAAAUAA
Molecule: messenger RNA, 183 nt
Organism: Clunio marinus
Lineage: Eukaryota; Metazoa; Arthropoda; Insecta; Diptera; Chironomidae
Source: the annotation of a GenBank genome assembly